Molecule: messenger RNA, 1715 nt
Organism: Trifolium pratense (red clover)
Lineage: Eukaryota; Viridiplantae; Streptophyta; Magnoliopsida; Fabales; Fabaceae
Product: aldehyde dehydrogenase family 3 member H1-like
Exons: 10
Coding region: 123-1565 (480 amino acids)
Biological process (GO): aldehyde metabolic process
Cellular component (GO): cytoplasm
Molecular function (GO): aldehyde dehydrogenase (NAD+) activity
Source: RefSeq, a predicted model, not a curated record
AAUUGUUGCUUUAAUAAUACGACUCUCCUAUCCUUUUGCAACGUAUGCACAUAGUCAACAAAAUAACAAUGGAGCGAGUAUCCACUAUAAAUAUAAAAUAAUAGUAACAGUAAUCAGAUAUAAUGGUGUUUGACGGAGAAGCGGCGGCGUCGUUGGUGAAGGAGCUGAGGUUGAGCUUCAAUUCUGGUAAGACAAGAAGUUAUGAAUGGAGAAUAUCACAGCUGAAGGCUUUUUUGAAGAUGGUUGUUGAACAAGAGGAUCAAAUUGUUGAAGCUCUUCGUUCUGAUCUUGCUAAACCACCACUUGAAACCGUUGUCUAUGAGAUUGGUAUGUUUAAAAACUCAUGUGAAGUCACACUAAAGGAAUUGAAACAAUGGAUGACUCCAGAAAAGGCUAAAACUUCAAUCACAACUUUUCCUUCUUCGGCUGAAAUAGUACCUGAACCACUUGGUGUUGUGUUAGUCAUCUCUGCAUGGAACUAUCCAUUUUUGCUAUCCCUUGAUCCAGUUGUUGGAGCUAUAGCAGCUGGUAAUGCCGUGGUUCUAAAACCAUCAGAAAUCGCUCCAGCCUCCUCUACACUGUUGUUAAAAUUGUUAGGGGAGUACGUGGAUAAUUCAUGUGUAAGAGUUGUGGAGGGUGCAGUUGAUGAAACUACUGCAUUGUUACAACAAAAGUGGGACAAAAUUUUAUAUACAGGUAAUGGAAAAGUGGGAAGGAUAGUGAUGGCUGCUGCUGCAAAACACCUUACACCAGUUAUUCUAGAGCUUGGAGGAAAAUCUCCAACUGUUGUUGAUUCAAAUGUCAAUUUAGAGGUUACGGCUAGGCGGAUAAUUUCAGGUAAGUGGGGCUGCAACAAUGGACAAGCCUGCAUUUCUCCUGAUUACAUUAUAACAACAAAAGACUUUGCUCCCAAAUUGGUAGACGCCUUAAAAAUUGAAUUAGAAAACUGCUUUGGAAAGAAUCCAUUAGAAUCUGUUGAUUUGUCGCGCAUUGUGAGUUCUAACCACUUUGCUCGCUUGACAAAGUUCUUGGAUGAUGAUAAGGUUUCUGGCAAGAUUGUUUUUGGAGGCGAAAAGGAUGAAAGCAAAUUGAGGAUUGCUCCGACUCUUUUAUUAGACGUUCCUCGAGAUUCUCUUAUAAUGAGCGAGGAGAUCUUUGGUCCAUUGCUCCCCAUCAUCACGGUGAAUAAGCUGGAAGAAAGCUUUGAUUUCAUCAAUGAAGGAACAAAGCCGCUUGCUGCAUAUUUAUUUACAAACGACAACAAGUUCAAGGAGGAAUUUGUGAAGAAUGUUUCUGCCGGGGGUUUGCUUAUCAAUGACACUGUCUUACAUGUUGUGGUUCAUACAUUGCCAUUUGGGGGAGUUGGUGAGAGUGGAAUGGGUGCCUACCAUGGAAAAUUCUCUUUUGACGCUUUUACUCACAGAAAGGCAGUUCUUUAUCGCGGUUUUACAGGCGAUGGUUCGAUAAGGUAUCCACCUUACACUGAUACAAAGCAGAAAACGAUGAAGGCUCUAGUCGCGGGUGAUGUUACUGGUGUAGUACGUGCUCUUUUUGGAUGGUCCUAGGCUGAAAAUAUAUUUACAAAUGUGGCCGCUCCCUGCUGCUACUGAUGUAUUAUUCGUUCGGAUUUUAUUGUAUUUUAUUUUAUUGUGCACAUUGAUUUCAUUGUUACAAUAUUCGAAAUAAACUUAUUAAGCUAGGCUUGUGCUUGGUAA